AUCAGCUCACCCAAGCAAGCAGACGGCAGUGACCAUUCAUGGCUCUCUUCACCACUUCCUCAACGAUGUGGAAGCCGACACAUUUCACCGUUUUUUCGCCACCGAAACGGGAAAUAAAGAGUUUCAGAGCGUUUCGGGCGAAGGCUUUCUUCAAUCCUAUCGACGAACCCAUCGUCAAAGAAGCUCUCAAGGAACCCGUUGCCUUUAUGAGUGGGAUGUUUGCAGGGCUUCUGAGGCUCGAUUUGAAUGAAGAUCCUCUCAAGGAAUGGCUUACUAGGACUGUCGAAGCUUCUGGAAUUACCAAGGAAGAAAUUGAUGUGGAAAGUUCCAAAGUGGAAGAAGAUGCGCCGCAAGAGAUACAGAUUGAAUGAAUCCGAUUAGCAGUGUCUACUCUGGCUUUCUUUCUAUCAUCAAUCUGUAUAUUGGGUUUCACCCAUGAGGGUAAUAUUUCAAAGGAAUAAAAGCUCUGGCUUCUGAUCAAAUUUCAAAUGCCUACUUUAAUGGCUCUUUGUGCAUUAGAGCUUUAAAUAUAGUACAAUUUCAUUUCAAACAGUUCUACGGAAUGCAGAGUCUUCUUUUAACAUGUUGCUUCAUAGCUCAGACUGUAGCGUGAAAACAUAACACAGUGAUAUCAGGUUUAUGAGGAUUGCAUUUUAGAGAAAACUGCAGUCAUGGAUACUAGUCGCUCGAAGGACAUCUGUAUAUCUUGGCUGAUCUGUUAGUGUAGCUAGUCUCACAGGUGUGUCCAUACUAACGCUACUGUAUAUACUUGUUGAUCAUAUACAGCUGAUCAUUAGAUUGGGUGGAUACACUCGAAUACUGUUGUUUUGAUGCUAUGAAUGUGUAUGAUUUAUUGACUGAAA
Magnolia sinica is the source of this 863-nucleotide messenger RNA. RefSeq names its product UPF0426 protein At1g28150, chloroplastic. The transcript has 3 exons. The record is from RefSeq and is a predicted model, not a curated record. The coding region runs from base 39 to 371 and encodes 110 amino acids. Lineage: Eukaryota; Viridiplantae; Streptophyta; Magnoliopsida; Magnoliales; Magnoliaceae.